Molecule: messenger RNA, 969 nt
Organism: Bolinopsis microptera
Lineage: Eukaryota; Metazoa; Ctenophora; Tentaculata; Lobata; Bolinopsidae
Exons: 2
Coding region: 1-969 (322 amino acids)
Biological process (GO): meiotic DNA double-strand break processing; meiotic DNA double-strand break formation; reciprocal meiotic recombination
Cellular component (GO): nuclear chromosome
Molecular function (GO): DNA binding; DNA topoisomerase type II (double strand cut, ATP-hydrolyzing) activity
Source: RefSeq, a predicted model, not a curated record
AUGUCAACUGACAGGCAAAUCAUUCUCCAAAAGAUAGAGUCAAUCAUAUCAGACAUUGCUCGUUCGCUCUCACGUAACGAGACUCCUAAAUACACCAUCUUAUCAAAAUCUCGCUCCAACGUUCAACGAGAUGCAGCUAGUAUACAGCUGGGAACAGCAACCACAGAGAUUGAGAUGUUUGGCCGGCAGGGAGCCUCUACUCUGAAGUUCUCAAAGUGGUUCAGCCAGAACGACUUUAACAGGUGUUUUGAGGAUGUACUGCGCAUCCUGGAUGUGCCACGGCGCGCACUCGGCCUCUCCGCUGCGCCCAAAGGGAGCAUAGCGGGCGCAGUGAAAGUGAAACAAGGAUCAGAAGAAAUAGACUGUUUGCUGUUAGGUAACUCUGGUUACGAGCUCCCCGGGGACAUGUCAAACGUAAAGUUAGAGUCUCUAGGAGCUAGGUACGUGCUGGUUGUGGAGAAGGAUGCUGUUUUCAAGACACUAUGUGACAAAGUUAUCUGGAACCAGGUGCCCUGUAUUUUAAUAACAGGUCGGGGUUACCCGGGUCUAGCUGUGAGGGAGGUUGUGUCACGAUGUGAACAGGAUUUCAAACUUCCUGUGCUGGGAUUGUUUGAUUACAAUCCACAUGGUCUGCAAAUCCUGUUAACUUAUCGGUUUGGAAGUACUAGGAUGGGACGAGAAGGAAUCCAAUACACUUCAAAUAUUCAGUGGCUUGGGCUGCAUUGGUUUGAUGUGAAGGAUGCAGAUGCUAAGCAUUUUAAAAAGUUUGGCAAGAAGGACACACAGGUAUGUGACUCUCUGUUAUCACAGCCCUUUGUCAAUCAGAGGCAGCGGUAUUACAACGAAGUGGCACAAAUGAAAAGGCAUCGUGUCAAACUUGAACUUGAGUCCAUCGACGAUAUGAAAGAGUUUGUUGUUAACAAAAUAUUGAAAAAGAAAUAUUUCGAUGAUCGUUUUCAUGAAUGUUGA